GAUAAAUAUUGAUUUUUCGUAUACAGCAGUUAGGAAAAAAACGUUUCAUAGCCAAAAAAAUGGGUGCCGCUUUCUUUCCCGUGCUGUUUUUCACCGCCUUGUGGGGCGGUGUGGGCAUCGCCAUGCCCAUAAUGACCCCCAAAGGACCUCACCAGAAUCUGAUCCGCUGCAUCCUGAUGCUGACCGCCGCCUGCUGCUGGCUCUUCUGGCUAUGUUGCUACAUGGCCCAAAUGAAUCCCUUGAUCGGGCCCAAACUAAAGCGCGAUGUGGUGGCCAUGAUUGGAAGGUCCUGGAACAACCCAAUUGUGGCUGGUUAGGAAAAUAGAGUGACUGCUAACUAAAUUAUUCUGCAAUAAUCGUCACAUUAGCUGUUUGUUUUACGUUGUAAAUAAGAAGUAAAAAUAUCAAGUGUUCUGUUAACUUCGAAUUGUUUAAAUAUCAGAUAUUCAAUAAUAAAUUAAAUAUUUAGAUUGCCUUGUAAAUAAAAUCUAUAGGCAUCAACUAGUACAUCUGCAGAAUACUAUUAUUGUUUCAAACCAAAUAUUCUUUCUACCAAUAUAAAUUGUAUAAAUGAAGACAGUUUGAAUAAUAGGUCUAUUUAAUUUUUUGAAUAAUUUAAGUUAAAUUAAUAUUCUUUAGUUAAUUAAUGGCUACCACACAGUUAUGCUGAAUAAAUUCCAAAAACAAGAAAGUAUUUUGACAUUCCAAAC
Molecule: messenger RNA, 710 nt
Organism: Drosophila melanogaster (fruit fly)
Lineage: Eukaryota; Metazoa; Arthropoda; Insecta; Diptera; Drosophilidae
Gene: VhaM9.7-a
Product: vacuolar H[+] ATPase M9.7 subunit a
Exons: 2
Coding region: 60-317 (85 amino acids)
Biological process (GO): proton transmembrane transport
Cellular component (GO): proton-transporting V-type ATPase, V0 domain; endomembrane system; membrane
Molecular function (GO): proton-transporting ATPase activity, rotational mechanism
Source: RefSeq, marked reviewed